AUCUUCCAUGUCCGGAGAGAGAGUGCCUUGCAGAGUUGGCAAUGUCUUCUUCUUGUUCAUCGUCUUCCUUAAUCUCUCUCUGUCACUCUCAACUCUCUCUCUCUGGGCAGUUAAGCUGCUUCAAUCUAGCCACCUAACCUCCUGAAACAGCAUUUACUCUCAAGAUUCGCUUUUCCUUCAAUUCACUCCAUCAUUCACUUGGGGCCACUGCUCAGUCCCCUUCGCCCUCGCUGCUCCAACCUCCUUCGCCGUCAGCGUACGAACAUACCCGGCUGCGGCUUUGCUUCUAGAGGUAGAGAAACAGAGAUAGGGGCAGAGAGGGAUGCCGCUCGUGAGGUUCCAGCUCAGGAACGAGCACGCCCUUGGGAAGCCCGAGCUGUACAGCGAGGCCAGCCGGGAAGAUCCCAAGGCCGUCCUCGACGGAGUCGCCGUCGCCGGUCUCGUCGGGAUCUUGCGCCAGUUGGGCGAUCUCGCUGAUUUUGCAGCCGAGGUUUUUCAUGGCUUGCAGGAGCAAGCUAUGACAACGGCUUCUCGAAGUCAUAAUUUGUUGGGUCGUGUUCAACGCAUUGAAGCUGCUCUUCCUUCCUUGGAGAAGAGAGUGUUGGCCCAAACGAGCCACGUACAUUUUGCUUACACAGCUGGUUCUGAUUGGCAUGCCCGGAUUCGAAAUGAGCAACAUCAUUUUAUCGACAAUGACUUGCCACGAUUUAUCAUGGACUCCUAUGAAGAAUGUUGUGAUCCUCCUCGUCUUCAUUUGCUCGACAAAUUUGAAACUGGAGGCCCAGGAUCAUGCUUGAGGAGAUAUUCAGAUCCAACCUUUUUCAGAAGAGUAUCAAUGAGAAUAGACGAAUCAAAUCCUGUAAAAAUCCGCAGAGACAAGAAGGCUCGUAAAAUUAAGAAGAAAAAAUCGUUGCUGAAGAAUGGUGAAUUUUCACGUGGGAACUCAUUAUCCAGCCACGGUAGCAGACUGCGAUUCUCUUCAGCUCUAGCUAAUGGGCAAGCUUCUCCGACUGUUUCAAUGGAAGAUUUGACAUUUGACUCUGGCAUGGGAGAUCGCUUAAAUUCGUUUGAUUCUAGAUCUGGUUCUGGAUACAUUGAAUGUAUCUUCAGUCAGAGCGACAACAUGCAACUCAAUGAACGUGCAUCUAAUAGAUCAUCAUCUUCUAGGCUGAUGCAGCAUGAGGAUUCUGUUGGUUCCUUUUCCCGUGAUGAAGAAAGUUUCAAUGCUUCUAGCAUUACGAGGAAGAAAGGUUUCAAGACCUCAUCUGCCCAGCUGAUGCAGCACGAGGAUUCUAUUGGUUCAAUGUCCUGUGAGGAAGGAAGUGCCAGUAUAGCUAGCAGUACGAGGAAGAAAGUUUCCAAGGCCUUAACUACCCAACAGAUGCAGCACGAGGAUUCUAUUGGUUCAGUCUCACAUGAGGAAGAAAGUCCCAGUAUAGCUAGCAGUAUGAGGAAGAAAAGUUCCAAGGCCUCGUCUACAAAACAGAUGCAGCAUGAGGAUUCUGUUGGUUCAGUGUCCUGUGAGGAUAGUGGCACCAGUAUAUCUAGCAGUACGAGGAAAAAAGGUUCCAAGUCCUCAUCUACCCUACAGAUGCAGCACGGGGAUUCUGUUGGUUCAGUGUCCUGUGAGGAUAGUGGGCCCAGUAUAUCUAGCAGUACGAGGAAAAAAGGUUCCAAGUCCUCAUCUACCCUACAGAUGCAGCACGGGGAUUCUGUUGGCUCAGUGUCCUGUGAGGAUAGUGGGGCCAGUAUAUCUAGCAGUACGAGGAAAAAAGGUUCCAAGUCCUCAUCUACCCUACAGAUGCAGCACGGGGAUUCUGUUGGUUCAGUGUCCCGAGAGGAAAAUAGUGCCACUAUAUCUAGCAGUAUGAGGAAGAAAGGUUCCAAGGCUGAAAGUACUGCUGAUACAUUACAUGUGGAUCAUGUUGGUUCAUCUGCCCUGCUGAUGCAGCAUGUGGCUUCUGUUGGUCUGGUUUCCCAAGAGGAAGAAAGUACUGCUAUAUCUAGCAGCUCCCAUUCUCCACCUAGGACAUUGCAGGAAUGUGCUGCAUCCAAUUUGUCUUCUGUCACUUGGGAGGAGAAAACUGAAAUAACGCAGACCAUUGAGCGAAACAUCUGUAGAGAUGUAGCUUCAGAGUUGGUUUUUCCUCACUUAAAUGUCUGUGAGCGGGAGGACGAAACUCUUAUUGCUACAAAAGUGGAUGAGCUUGACAUCCCACGCAACGGUGAGAGCCUCUCAAAACCGAUCACUGAUGAGGAUCAGACUGAUGACAUUGAUAGUGAAAUAGACCAUUAUGUGGAUGCACUUAAUACCAUCGAAUCAGAAUCUGAAACUGAUCACGAUUAUCAGACGAAACGCGAGGUGGAGAAGUUCUCAUACAAGGCACAAGAUAGAGAAAAAAGGGUUGCAGUGGAGGAGCUGACAUCACAUAGUUUAGACCACUACCCUUCUAAUGUGGAGUCUGAUGUUGCUUCCAAUGUCAUCUCUGAUAAAAGGAUGCCUCUAGAUUUGCCUGAAGCUGCUGCUUCUGAAAUUUCUGCUGAAGAACAAGUUCCUGAAGUUGCUGUGGUAUCUGCUAAUUCUGAUUGUUUACCAGACAUUAGUGUUUGCCAGAACUAUGUUCUUGAUGAUUCGAAGGUAGAAACUGCUACACAUGAACCAUCUUCUCCUGGGUCCUCUCAAUCCCAAGAUGAGAUCAGGAGCAGCUCUUCCAAGCAUCAAGAGUUUCCUGUCAAGCUUGCUGACGUUGAUUUUUGGACAAACGGAGGUCUACUGGGACUUCAACCAGCAAAGCCGCCAGUUUUUGCUCCAACUGAUAAUCCUAAUGUAGAUUCCAAUCCCUCAGUCCCAGCUUCGAUGCCAAAAGACGAUGAUGGCAGGGAAAAGUUGCAUCUUGGUGAAAAUGAUGAAGUUGGUCCUUUUGUAAAAAAGACAACCCUGGUCUCAUCACUCUCUGAUCCAAGUCCUCGAAUAGAUAACUCUUGCCAGUCGAAUCACACCAACGUAUUUGGUCACACUAAUGGGCAUGGCUCGAGUUCAAUCAGUGUCGUGGCCCCAGGUAGUGCGGUUCCCAUUGCUCCAACAGCCCAAGCCGCACCUGCUGAAACUACCAAGGAGAAUGAUGAUAAUUCAUCUGGAGUUUUUGGACUUGGUCAUAGGUUGUUUGUAAACAGCUUCCGGAAGAAGCUUUCCCUGGUCUAUGAUGAAAAACCAGACUUACCUUCUUCUGACAUAUCUCUAGCUGGUGGGCAGCACGAACCUUCACAUCAAACAGUUGUGGACGGGACCUGUAUGGAUCAGUUUGAAACUAUCUCACCUGUAAACUCAUUCCCGCCAUCACCUCCACUCGAGCACAUGAAAAUAUCUUUCCAUCCAGUGAAUGACUUCGAGACUUCCAAGCUUGGUUUGAAGUUUUCUGAUGAAAGUAACAGUCGAGAAAAAGUUAGAGACAUGUUUGCUUCAUUUCAAUUGGUACCGCAACCUGCUGUCCAACUUGAUGGGGGCGGUUUCGAUUCUGAUGAUGACGACGAUGACGACACGUUUUGCCGGUCAUCUCCUAAUAGCUCUAAUGACUAUAUGAGCAAUCACUCUGAGUCAAAUUCUGAACAGUGGGAAUCCGAUGCACAUGAUGCUUUGGGCAGGCUCUCAAUGGAGUCUGCUUCAGCACCAACUAGUUAUGCAAACCAUGCGAAGGAAGCUGUAAGGUUAGAUCCCGACAAUGGUGUGGAACCAAUCCACUCGUUUCCAGGUUGUGUCAGUGGUCAGGGACUCAACCUUCCCAGCUUCGAUGCAAUCAAAUCUUUCCCGAAGCAAGAAAAGGAUGUUAUGCCUGAACCAAGGAGUAAUGAUUUCUCACUGCAGUCACCCGGUCAACCUACUCCACCUCCUCCACCUCUUCCUCCAGCUGACUGGCGGGGUGUGAAGCCUGGUGUUGAUGUGGCAGAAGAUGUAAAAGAAGCUUCCGCGGCUCUAAACAAUGCAAUCCACUCAAAUCAUUUGGCUUCUCAUGUCCAACCGCAACCUAAACUAACUCCUGUAAGGCCUCAGAAUAUCGUCAAAGAGAUCGUCCAAGUUGCUAUGGAAAGAAAGGAUCAGCAGAAAUCAAAUGCGAACAAGGAAUCUUUUCCUGAGGGGGCUAAUGGGCUGGCGCCUGAUGACAAGGAAGAUUUUCUGCAACAGAUCCGAGCAAAGUCGUUCAACCUCAGACGAACUGCUACUGCGAAGACCACUGCUCCUACACAGGCAGUGACAGCGAACGUUAAAGUGUGUGCAAUUCUCAAGAAAGCGAAUGCCAUUCGCCAGGCUGUUGGGAGCGAUGAUGGGGAGGACGAUAGUUGGAGCGACACUUGAAUUUUCACUCGACGUACGUAGUGACCUCGAGUUACCUUUGAGGGAGAUGUUUUGUUUUAUUCGCAACGUACAUUUGUACAUGUGAAUAAUGUCUGAGGUUGUCUUUCUUUCCGUCUGUAAUUAUAAAUUUGUAGGGGUUAAGCUUUGUAUCCUGUCAUUCCAUCGAUUCCUUUAUCAUGUUAGACACGAUCUAUGAAUUUUUCGGCUCGCGCAGGGCCGCUCUGCAAUUCAAACUGUUAGCUUAUGCUCUGA
Molecule: messenger RNA, 4603 nt
Organism: Punica granatum (pomegranate)
Lineage: Eukaryota; Viridiplantae; Streptophyta; Magnoliopsida; Myrtales; Lythraceae
Source: RefSeq, a predicted model, not a curated record